CUGCUUGCACUACAAUUCAACGAACUACACCACGAACUACGACACAGAUACGACACAGCUACGGCUCUUGUAUAUUAGUAUUGUACUUAUUAACUCACGACUCAUACCUAAUUCACCUCCUGUGUUACGAUACCUUGACAACUCCAUCCAGGGUUGAGGAUACUUAAGACGACUCUCCGAGGUUUGAGGUUCAUUGGCUUGAUCUAUCGGAUUUGGUGGUGACUUAUACUACUACUACUACUGCUGCUGCUACUGCAUUACCUUUCAAGGUAUCAAUAAAGAACACCACAACAAGAGCUAAGCUAAGCUAAGCUACCUUGACCGAUCCAACCACAACAACCACCAAAAUGUCCUCUCCCUUCAUCAGCAAAGUCUCCAAACUCAACCUCAGCCCCGACUCCCGUAAAGGCACCCCCCCAAAACUCCGCCACCAGAAAUCCGGCACCACCGAGAAGACCGAGGACGAGGACCCCAGCCUCCCUACCACCCCGACCCCCAAAGGCAAGUCCGCCCCGCGCCAGCAGUCCGAGCAGCGCGACUCGCCCGUCCCCGCCCCCAAGGAGGCCGCCUUGCAGCCCUCCGCCUCGGCAUCCGGAUCCCGCGCGCAGAGUCGCGUGGGUGAGGCGGAGCCUGAGCAGGAGCCUGAGCCGGAAGCUGAGACCCAGGAGGAGGGACAGCAGGAGCAGCAGGGCGAGCAAGAGGAAGGAGGAGCAGAAGUAGAAGAAGAAGAAGAAGACGGACAGGACCAGGAGCAGCCUACCCCGAGUCUGAACGGGGGCCCGACCGAGUCCCACCCCGAGCGUCUUGAUCUCUCCAUCCUCAAGGGAUUGGAGGUCGGGGAGGACGGGUUGAUCCACGACCAGGAUGGCAAUGCCGUGGGUCGGUUGGUCGAGGGCAAGCCGGAGGAUUUGAAGAAGAAGGUCAGCAUGAGCAGACUAAUGGUAUCAUCGAUCAGGCGGCCGAUACUGUCGACCAGGCCGCUGAUACUGCGACUGCUGCCACCGUGGGUAAGCUCGUGGAGGGCGAGCCCGCGGAGCUGGCUGGUAAGGUCCCCAACGAGCAGGGCGAGAUCCUCGGGGACGACGGGGAUGUCCUCGGUCGCGUGGAUGCCGACGAGGCCGCCGAAAAGUCGGAAGUUCAGGGCUCUCAGGCGCCAGGAACCGAAGCCGCUGGCACUGAGGCCGACGAGGCCGCCGAAAACCCCCGAGGAAGCCCCCGAAGAAGGCAAGGAGGAGAAGGAGCUCCCCCCUCUGUCCAUCCUGGAAGGUCUGCGGUGCAACAAGCUGGGCAAGAUCAUCGACCCCGCCACCGGCAAGCCCGUUGGGGAAUUGAUCGAGGGCGACGCGAAGAAGCUGGCCUCUCUCGGUGUUACCCUGGACGACCAGGGCCAGUUCUGGGAUAAUCGCGGCAACGUCAUCGGCAGAGCCCAGACUUUGGCUCCGGAAGAGUACCCCGAUGAGCCUCCGUUCGGCGGCUUGGAGGGCCUGCACGUCGUCGAGGACGGCUGGGUGGAGGACCAGAACGGCAAGCGUGUCGGUAAGAUCGUCGAAGGCGACGCGAAGAAGGUCCUGGGUCGCCCCGUGGACGAGGACGGUGAUGUGACCGACAAGCACGGCAACGUGAUCGCCAAGGCCGAGUACUACGAAGCGCCCGAGGAGGAGCCCGAGGCUGAGCCCGAGGCAAUCGACCUCUCCAGCCUGGAGGGCCUCACCCCCAACAAGCUCGGAUACGUGAUCGGACCCAAGGGUGGUGUCCCUAUCGGUCGCGUUGUCGAGGGUAACCCGAAGGAGUUGGCUGGAAAGGAGAUCCACGACGGCCUCAUCUACGACGGUCCCAAGCCCAUUGGCCGUGUCGAGCUCAUUCCCGAGAACGAGCGCGAGAAGAAGCCUGAGGGGCCGUUUGCCGGUCUGGAAGGUCUUGUGGUCAACAAGGAUGGAUUUGUUGAAGACGAAGAGGGUAACAUUGUCGGCAAGGUCACCGAGGGAGAUAUCAAGAACCUCCGCGGACGCACGGUCGAUGAAGAUGGAGACAUCGUCGACAAGUUCGGCAGUGUCAAGGGCCACGCCGAGCCCUACGAAGUGCCGGAGGAGGAGAAGCCCGAGGAGGUGGAUCUUUCCAUCCUCGAGGGCAAGAUUGUCAACAAGGCUGGCAACGUCGUCGACGGGUCGGGCAAGGUCUACGGCCGUGUCGUCUCGGGCGGCAAGGGACUGGCUGGACGAAAAGUCGACAAGAAGGGUCAGAUCUGGGGUGACAAUGGCCAGGUCAUUGGCCAGGCUGAACUCGUCCCUGGCGCCGAGGAGCAGAAAGCCGAGGGCCCGUUCUUCGGAUUUGAGAACGCUGUCGUCGGCAAGGACGGCGUGGUGACCGAUGGCACUGACCGCAUCAUCGGUCGUGUGAUCGAGGGCGAUGCUAAGAAGCUGCAGGGCCGCAAGGUGGACGAGGAUGGCGACAUCCUCGACAAGAACGGCAACCCUAUCGGCAAGGCUGAGCGCUGGGAGCCCGAGGAGAAGAAGCGCAACAUCAACCCCAUGGCCGGCCGCAAGGUCAACAAGGAGGGUGAAGUGCGCGAUGCGGAUGGCAACCUCAUCGGCAAAUUGACCUCGGGUGAUCUCCCCUCGUUGAUCGGCAAGGAGAUCGAUGACAACGGAUAUGUUGUGGACAACGAUGGCAACAAGAUCGGUGAAUGCACCCUGAUUGAGAACAUUCCCGAGCCUGAGCCUGAGCCUGAAGCGGAGCCCGAGCCCGAGCCCGAACCCGAGGAGCCUGGUCCCUCUCAGGAGGAGUUGGAUGCGAAGAAGAAAGAGGAGGAAGACCGACAGUUGGCUAAGAAGAUGAGCGCAAUUGUCGGAUCCACCUUGGACCGCCUGCGUCCCAUCUGUAAGAUGAUCUCUGAGCACGUUGACAGGGCCGACCGCACCCCGAAGGAGGAAUUAGACGAGGAGCAGCUGGUCAAGGAUGUGAAGCCCCUUCUCGAAGAAGGUGGUCACAUCCUCCAGGAAUGCAACGGGGCCAUCCGGGCCCUCGACCCCGACGGACACAUCGCGGCCGCUGCGAAGGCGCGCGCCGCCUCACAUGAGGCUUCUCCCGAAGAAUACGCACUGGCGGACCAGCUCAAGGAGCUCACUGAGACGGUGCUGCGCACCAUCGAGAAUGGCAAGAAGCGCAUUGCCGGCAUGCCUCACGCCAAGAAGGAGCUCAACCCGCUGUGGGGUCUGCUCAGCGAGCCUCUCUUCCAGAUCAUCGCCGCUGUCGGCCUGCUGCUGAGCGGUGUGCUUGGCUUGGUCGGUCGCCUGCUCGACGGUCUGGGACUGGGUGGCUUGGUGAGAGGCCUGCUUGGUGGGCUGGGCCUCGACAAGCUGCUUGGCAACCUGGGCUUGACCUCGCUGACCGAUGCCCUGGGCCUGACUGGCCGCAAGAAGAAAUAAAGGAUGAGUGCGAACCUUGGUGUCUUGUCUGGAUCUUAUAUCUUGUCUAUCGAUUAGUCUGUAUUUGUGAUGGCGAGCCUGAUACCUGUAUGUUAAUGUGAUGUCUGCAAUUUGAUGUAUUGAUGUUUAUUGCAAUUGGUGGAUGCUGUGCAAGCGCCGCGUAAUCAGGUUGUGUCCUGGAAAAGAUCGGCACCUUCAAUAUAGCGAGGGACACGCUGGAUGAAGAGGAGUAUUGCAGUUUGCCUUCAUCUUAUCGCAUACGAAUGAUUUGUCUCUGAUUAGGAGAAUCGUGUCUGUGGGCAAUUGUGAGUUGAUCGACAGAUUAUUGAUUUUCGAGUCAUGGUUACCAACAAACCAGCGCCCAAGCAUGAAUACAAGCACCAAAUGCGUCUAUUGCAUCCAUCUAGUCCCAAGAAAUCCCAAU
Aspergillus saccharolyticus JOP 1030-1 is the source of this 3849-nucleotide messenger RNA. Its product is annotated as LEA domain protein. NCBI's taxonomy places the organism in Eukaryota, Fungi, Ascomycota, Eurotiomycetes, Eurotiales, Aspergillaceae. The transcript has 7 exons. The record is from RefSeq and is a predicted model, not a curated record. The coding region runs from base 348 to 3425 and encodes 1025 amino acids.